AUGUCACUGUUAGAGAUUUUAGAAAAGGCUCAAUCACUUGGUUUGAGUGGAGACCUCGCUCACGAGCUGAUUGAAAAACAGCAUCAGGCUGAGAGGGAAGAGCGCGCUGCCGAGCGAGAGGUAAAGAGAAUGGAAAUGGAAUAUGCCGAGGCUGAGAAGCGCCGAGCGCAUGAGAUUGAACUCGCUAAAAUCCAGUCAGGUCCUAAUGGUAAUCAUAGCAACACUAAUGCUCAUAUGUUUGAAGGACUCAGACUGCCUACUUUUGCUGACGGUCAGGAUGACCUAGAUAGUUAUUUGCAGCGGUUUGAACGUCUGGCGGAAUUACACGGGUGGAAGGUUGAAGAUUACCAUGUUUACCUAGGUACUUGUUUACGGGGUCAGGCACUUAAGGUUUACGUAUCUUUGCCAGAUGACAUCGUUAGAGACUAUACUCGCUUAAAAGAGGCUUUGUUGAGGGCUUAUUCUGUAGACGCAGAUUCUUAUCGGCGUAAGUUUCGUGAGAGCAGAUGUAAAGAUAAGGAGACGUAUGUCCAGUUAGUAAUUAGAAUGGAGCAGUACCUCGAUAGAUGGAUAACUAUGAGUAAUGUUGAGAAGAAAUACAGUAGCUUGUUCGAUUUUCUUGUCAGGGAACAAUUAUUAAAUAAUUGCAGUUCCGAUCUCCGCGUAUUUCUGAAGGAGAAAGGCUGUGAAACUGCGGUGGAAAUGGCAGAAGCCGCUGAUAGAUACCGUAGUGCACACUCAUAUCGAGUAAGUAAAUUUUCAAGGUCGGUGACUAAACAGUCUACAAAUAUUGAAAAUGAGAUUCAGUGUCAUGGAUGUGGGAAGUCGGGUCAUAUCAGGCCUAACUGCCCUAAUAACCCUAAGAACUUCAAAACUAAGAGUGAAUCCAAGGUUAAUUUUGUAUUUCAGUCCGAAAACUAA
Molecule: messenger RNA, 921 nt
Organism: Penaeus indicus
Lineage: Eukaryota; Metazoa; Arthropoda; Malacostraca; Decapoda; Penaeidae
Exons: 1
Coding region: 1-921 (306 amino acids)
Molecular function (GO): zinc ion binding; nucleic acid binding
Source: RefSeq, a predicted model, not a curated record